Molecule: messenger RNA, 3652 nt
Organism: Myripristis murdjan (pinecone soldierfish)
Lineage: Eukaryota; Metazoa; Chordata; Actinopteri; Holocentriformes; Holocentridae
Gene: ldlrad3
Product: low density lipoprotein receptor class A domain containing 3
Exons: 6
Coding region: 367-1449 (360 amino acids)
Biological process (GO): receptor-mediated endocytosis
Cellular component (GO): plasma membrane
Molecular function (GO): protein binding
Source: RefSeq, a predicted model, not a curated record
AACCGCUGUCCUGACCGACCUCGAGUCUCCUCUCUCCGGCAGCUCGGUCUCCGGCUCCGCCUCUCUCAGCACCAACACCCGACCGACUCCCUUGCCUGCCUGCCACCACCCCAAAGCCCCUUCCAGCUCCAGCCUGUCCUUCCCCCUCCCCUAGCCGGACUCCAUACUGCUGUCCCAACGAGAACCCACCGUUCCCAAGCCAAAUUCCCUCCUAAUUUUGCCGGACGAAAACAAAAAGAACUGUGCUAACUUGAAAAGAAGUGUAGACAGGAGUUAUAUCGGAGAAGUUUUUCUUCUCUCCCCCCAGUUUUUGGCCCCGCGGCGGGGCAAGAUAUAAAGGGCAGGCCGGGGGGGAAAGGAGACCGUAUGAUGUGGAUCUGGUACCUCUUGCUUGGUUCGGGGUCAGGCUCAAGCACGGUUGAGAGCCAGCUGCUCCCAGGGAAUAACUUCACCACGGAGUGCAACAUCCCAGGAAACUUCAUGUGUGGAGAUGGGAGGUGCGUCCCAGGCGGGUGGCAGUGCGACGGAUUGCCCGACUGCUUCGACAAGAGUGACGAGAAAGGCUGCCCUAAGGUCAAGUCGAAGUGCGCUCCUACAUUCUUCGCCUGCGCUAAUGGCAUCCACUGCAUCAUCGGACGCUUCCGCUGUAAUGGCUUCAGCGACUGUCCUGACGGGAGUGACGAGGAAAACUGCACAGGUAACCCUUUGGUGUGCUCGGAGGCUCGCUUCAAGUGCAGAAAUGGCCGCUGUGUGGACCGCAGCUUCCUGUGUAAUGGACAGGACAACUGCCAGGAUAACAGUGAUGAGGAGCACUGCCUGACCACAGCAGAAGCUCCUGGGCAAGACUUUGUGACUUUGGAUUACCGUCUGCGAUAUUACCCCAGCAUCACCUACGCCGUCAUCGGCAGCGCUGUUAUCUUUGUCCUGGUGGUGGCUUUGCUGGCCCUGGUGCUUCAUCACCAGAGGAAACGGAGUGUUCUGCUGCCUCGAGGGGUGAGAGGAGGCUCCCAUCACCACCACCACCACCACCAGCCCCUGCUCCUGUCCCGUUUGGUGAUCCUGGACCGGGGCCACGUGCAUCCCGGAGGUCCGGGCCUCUCCCCCAGCUCACCAACCGCAGCAGCCCAGUACAGCUCAACUCCCCCGGGCCUGCAGCUGCUCUCUGGGGCCCUGUAUCCCUCUGGGCUCUCCAUGGAUUCACCUCCAUCAUACUCACAGGCUGUUCUGGAUGUCAGUCGGCCUCCCUGGUUUGAUCUCCCUCCCCCUCCAUACCUCCCAGACGGGGAGCUUCCAUCAGAAGGAGAGCUGCCCCAGUACGAGGCUCAGCAAGACCCUCAUACUUCAAGCCAGCCUACGGCACACACCUCUGCACCUCCCACUCCCAGAACUGUGGCCUCAUCCGUCAUCCGGGCCAGUCUGAGCUCCAGAGAAGAGUCAGACCAGCUGUAGCAGCUCUGUUGUAGACUUUGUAGAUAGAACCUAGAGACCACUGGACUGAAGGACAGGCUGCAGGGCCACAUGAGGCCAGAGAUCCAGCAGGCUGCUCUGCCUGGAGAGGGCCCAGAACGCUGACCUGCUGUGGGACGUCAACAGGGAUUGAGAAGUCCUAAACUCACUACCUAUACUAUUGGCUCAGUGAAGCACUGGACUGAGACAGGCUCAUCCUGCCCUUGUAUGCUGGCUCCCCCUGCUGGUGUUACAGCCACACAACCCCUGAAGAAUCACACAUUCUAUCAUUCAUCAUCAGUGGAUUUCAUCUGAAUCGGGGCCCCCCUCCUGCACCAAUAUUGUGUACAGUUGUUAAAAAAGUAUGACUCAGUGACUAGACACUGCAUCUCCAGGCAGGAAGCAGGAAUGAUGAGUUAAAACUGCCACUACUGAACAUAUCAUUGUGUUACCGACAACAUUGCAGUGCCCUAAUGGUCAUUGCGUGCAUUGCAGAGGGGCCGUCACACUAUAGGCUGUGCUGUGAAGACCUAAUAGUGCAGUUUAUGGAACAUACUUCAGAAACACUUAGAGAGCUGAGUCUUUGUUAUACAGCAUUUCUUACUGCCUAUUAUGGUCUUUAAAUUUCACCCAUUGAGAGCAUUUUUUUUUUUUUAAUCCAUGAUUGGGAUCAUAACAAAUUUCGCUUGAGCAGACUUUAAACUGUAGAAAAAAAUCUUUCCUCUGCAUUUGGCCUAUUCAGUGGCACAUGCAAUCACAUGUUGGUGCCUUGUUCUAAUUGAAGCUGCUACACAACACUUCUAUUUUUUUUAUUUUUAUUUUAUUAUCUUUUUUUAAAUGAAGCUAAAACUUUCUGCAUCCUUCAAUCUGCAAAGGCUGCCCUUUGUGUCUUAACAGCACUUGGGCAGCAGUGGCAGUUCUUUCUACCACAGCAAGGUGUCUCAUAGAGCCUCUGAUAGUUUCAUAGCAACACAUGCAGUAUCAUUACAACUACAAUGCACUAGAGCAGCUCAAUCAGUGGUACUCAGCAAUCAGAAUUUUUCUAUUUUCAGUGUUCAAGCAAAAAAUAUGCUAAUGUGGUUAGUAAUCAGAAUUAACAUUGUGUAACCUUUUUGUAGUCUUUAAAACUGAAACCAUUUUAGGGAAGUGUUCUCGAUGAGUUGCUUAGACAGAUUUAAUCUUAGUAUUUCAAAUAGAUCAGUUGAGGUUCUUGUGUAUGGUUCACAAUGGAGUUUUAAUACCUUGUCACUUGUUUAAAUUGUCAGCGGAUAGUGAAAAUCUCAUAGAAGUUCCAGUUAAAACCCCUACAUUAUGUGAAGAGGACCAUUGAGGUGAGGUUUCAUGGAGAAAUGCUGAGCUCCUAAAGAUCAUAUCCUUAUGCAGUGAGUUUUAGUCAAGUCAUUCCUGUGAGUAAGAGAACCGCCCCUUUUGGCGAGCUGUUUAUCGUUGCCUUGCUUACGACCAAUAAUGUUCUCAUGUAAAGAAAUGAAAGACAUGAUAUAUCUGGAGGCCAUAUUCUGUGUUGUUUUGGCCCCUUAGUGCCUUUGUAUGUACUUCUGAGCCUGUGGGUAAUGCAUAGCACUGAUCUGGCAUCGAUAAUCAAGUCACCUAAAAUCUUGCCUCAGAUCAGUCUGUUCAAGUUCACCUUGAGACAUGUAAGGUACAUAAUUAUGCCCAGAUGUUGUCAUAGAGAUUAACAGUUUGUCUCCAUAAUUGUCAUCCAUAGUAAUUUUAUUCAGUGAGGAUGAAAACUCGAACUGAAGGAUCUGUGUAUAUAAAAGUGCUGUUGUUGUUUUGCUGUUUUUCUGUCCUAUCAUUUCACUCAUUUAAAAGUGGUUCAUGCUACGUUGUACAUAGGGGAUUGGGAAAGUCAAGAAAUUUAUUUAAAAGUAGCCUAAACUAUGAAUAUUUAGAGCUUAAACCGAGAAAAGAAUGUGUAACAGUGAAAUGUAGUGCUUUGUGUCUUACCUCUUUGUUUGUCCUCGUGCCGGCAGUAAUAACGCCUGCACAAGAAAAAAUAAAUAAAUAAAUCAAGCCAAAGAUAAUCAUUAUUAAUUAACCUUUUCCCAAGGAUGUACUCUUACCCUCCAAAGCUUUGACAAUUGUGUAACAUUUUGUUCCAAUACCAUGGUACAACGUGCAAAGGUUUUUUUGGGAAAAAAAAAAAAAACAAAAGGCAGAGAAUUCAUCUUUAAUUACUGUAAAA